Pseudomassariella vexata is the source of this 810-nucleotide messenger RNA. Its product is annotated as peptidase M76 family protein. The transcript is spliced from 2 exons. NCBI's taxonomy places the organism in Eukaryota, Fungi, Ascomycota, Sordariomycetes, Amphisphaeriales, Pseudomassariaceae. The coding region runs from base 1 to 810 and encodes 269 amino acids. Gene Ontology annotation, molecular function: metalloendopeptidase activity. The record is from RefSeq and is a predicted model, not a curated record. Gene Ontology annotation, cellular component: extrinsic component of mitochondrial inner membrane. Gene Ontology annotation, biological process: mitochondrial protein processing; mitochondrial proton-transporting ATP synthase complex assembly.
AUGGGCGCCGAUAUCCAAACCCCAAAUUUCCCCUCCGCCGAAGCAGGCGCCUCAUUUCCAACACCCCCUAACCAACAGAAACCCGACCCCUUCCCAGCCAUCGUCAAAAACGACCCAGCACGCACCGGCUUCGACCCCCGAACCGCCUGGUGGGUGAACUACUUCCGGAUCUUGACGGGCAAAAUAACCCCCGAGGGCGCAUUCCACUACCGUGAGUCCCGGUACAAAGCGCACGAAGCGCGAGAUUGCGCGACCUGCGAGUCCUACCGGGACCACGCCUUCGCACACUCCCCCACGGUCCGAUUCCUGCGAGAAAAAGUCGAGUCUCUAAACGGGAAACUGGAUAAGGAUAAUGUGGUGUGUCGACGGUGCCCGGCGCGGCUUACGGAGGACGGGCAGGUGCAUCGGCAGAGUGGGGGGUUUAGUCCCGGACACGGGAUUUUGAUUUGCGCGAAUGAGGUGCGGGAUCGGGGACAUUUGGAGGAUACGCUCGCGCAUGAGAUGGUGCAUGCUUGGGAUCAUUUGAGGUGGAAGGUGGAUUGGGUGGGGGAUAAGGAUUUGAAGCAUGCGGCUUGUACGGAGAUUCGAGCUUCGAUGCUGAGCGGCGAGUGUAGAUGGACGAGAGAGUCGUUCACGCGGGGCAACUGGACAUUGACACAGCAGUUCCAGGACUGCGUGAGGAAACGAGCGGUGCAGUCUGUGCUGGCGAGGCCGAGAUGCAAGGAUGAUGUCCAGGCGGUUAAGGUGGUGAAUCAGGUGUGGGAUUCGUGCUUUUCAGAUACCCGGCCAUUCGACGAGGUCUACAGAUGA